Molecule: messenger RNA, 504 nt
Organism: Drepanopeziza brunnea f. sp. 'multigermtubi' MB_m1
Lineage: Eukaryota; Fungi; Ascomycota; Leotiomycetes; Helotiales; Drepanopezizaceae
Source: RefSeq, a predicted model, not a curated record
AUGCUUAUUCCGUACAAAAUACCUUUUAAAAUCGUUAAGCGCGGCCGAAGCCGUUUAAAAAAUCUCUUUUCUGCUUUAGCUAUUGCUGCUAUUACAGCUGCGGCGGCUGCGGCAGCUAUACUACGCACUCUUACCUUCGAAGCUUCGCCCUUUCUCUUAGACCCUUUUAUUAAGCGUUUGCUUAUAUUAACGACCGUCAAAGCUUUAAAGUGCAUCAAGUGCAUUAAUACUCUUGUUAAAUUGAAUAGUCUUAUAGCAGCGAACCGUAGUCCGAUGACUCGGAGCGCUUCGAGUAUAUCACUUUUUCCCCUUGCGCUUGCGUUAGCCGCUUUUAUUGCUCCCGUCGCCUUCGCAGCUCUCGUCGCACUUAUUAUCGUCGCCCUUUUUGCGCUAGUUGUUGCGCUUGCCGCUUUCGCGGCGGCGCCCGCCGUUGCUAUGACUCUUGCGAAGCGCCGAGCUAAAGUAAAAAGAUUACUAAAAGCUUUAAUCGAUCUUUUGUUAUAA